Molecule: messenger RNA, 2183 nt
Organism: Salarias fasciatus (jewelled blenny)
Lineage: Eukaryota; Metazoa; Chordata; Actinopteri; Blenniiformes; Blenniidae
Exons: 3
Coding region: 527-1159 (210 amino acids)
Source: RefSeq, a predicted model, not a curated record
CAGGUUUGAGGAUGGUUCCCUGAGGACAAACUCUCAGGAUGAUUAUUCAUGAUUGUGUUAAAGAGAAAAGACAACCUGAAUUUGCUGAAUUUGAGAGGCAGUCUAUUUUCUUUGACAAAAUUUCCACACUAUUUUAAAUCCUCCAAAGUGAACUGACAAGAAGCAGUUCUUUCAGUGGUUCCUCCUCAUCAGACUGCUGAGGAGCCGAGGACCUUGAACAGAAAACAAUCCAGAGAAAAUAUCAGCACUAGUGAGAGAAUGGAGACGAAGGUCCACCAGUCACACUGUUUGAUAGACAAAUAUGAUAAUAUACUAAUAUGUUUUUCUCUUUUGAGUGUUUGUUUUGUUAUAAAGUCCUGUACAGGCACUCGCCGCUCCGAUCCACAGCCCCGAUCCUCACGGCCAGCUGCACUGCACCAGCCGACCGGGAGGGAGAAGCUCGGUCAGCAGCGGGAAGUGCAGACAUACACACGCACACACACAGGAGUGAUGAAACUCAGAUUUUAGCGAGAAAAUUGGUUUUUCUAUGAUGAUGACAUGUGUGGUGAUUCUCUGUUCUUCUGUUCUGCUGAGACUUUCCAUACAGGAGGGGAGAUGUUGUGACUGCGAAAGCAGUGGACGCAUUCUUGGAGAGGGCUGCUCCUGGUGGCUGGGUGGCUGGCUGGGAGGAGGCUGUGGAGGCGGUGGGUUUGAUUACGACGUGAAAACAUCGGACGUGAAAACAUCGGACGUGAUAACGGCGUACUGCAACGUGAUGGAAAAUAUGAGGCAGCAUGACCGCGACAAGAGGUUCUGUCCUAUCAGGAGCAGCUGGACCAGGCCUGUCGUCUGGACCCACAUCAGAGCUGCAGUGGAGGAUGAAACGGUUCCAGCUUCUCAGCUGAGCGGUGGAGGGAUGUUCCUGGUUCAGCAGCCCCGGAGCCCACAGGUCCUGUCAGAACCCAGAAUGGCCGAAAUGAAAGCAGCAUGGCGUCAAUGUCUUCCUUCCAGCUCCCUGGAUUCUCCAGCAUCGCUGAGGAGCCGUUCAGAUGUUCAAAGUUGGACCCGGUUCUGCCUCUGCUGCUCAAGAUCCUCAGAAAGGGUUUCUGUCAGGAUAGCAGAGACGUCUGGCUGGAACAGGGUCCUGGUUCUGUGGCCGAAACAGAGUGAUGGAAACUGAUAUUAAAUGUUGUUCAAUCCCUCAUCAUCUCCUAGUUUUGAUGGUUUUCUGUAACUCCUUAAAAUUACACACUCUUUUACAAAUCCAAUUACUGCAUUUAUACCGGUGUGUGACUUUAAGAAAAUGUAUAAAUAUACAGAGAGAUUCAGAUGAGCCUUCACAUUUUGAUUGAGGCUUUUGUCUUGAUAUAUCAGUGUCUGUUACUGAAUAGAAACUGGAUUUCCCCCUGUGCAAUUUAGAAAAUAUAUGUCCAUGUAUUUAUAAAGCUGUAUGAAGAAACAGUUGGAAGGAAACCUACGGUGCAGAGCAGCAGGUGGAGGAGACGGUCCCUGUGCAGGUGGAGAAGGUGGUGCUGGUGUUGAUGCUCUGGCCGGCUCAGAGGAUGGUGCUGCUGUUUUGGCAGUGAGUCUGGGAGUUCAGAUGGGGAGACCAAACUGUCCUCACUGAGUGAAACAGAAUACACACACACAAAGAACAAUAAAGUCAAGUCAUUGUGAUUCAAACUCAGCCCUAACAUAUUUGAAAAUCGAUUCGAAAAUCUAACUUCCUCCUUAAGAGGGGCUUUAAAACGUGUGUGAUAACUUUAAUAAUGCUGUCAAAAAACUGUACAAAAAAACAACUUGAGUUUACAGUCAAUUCAAGGGUUUUAAUAUUGACUUUCUCAUGUCAUUUUUUACAUAAUACUGAAGAGAAAAACAUAUUUAAUUUCAUUAUGUGUAAGAAAAGAGUCAGAUUCAGGAUCUUUAUGCAUAUGCUUAAAUUAAAAGUGCCUCAGAAGCUGAAACUUCGUCCGGGGGGUUUGUUCAAUAUCAAGCAGUACACUUGCCAUCAGCAGCGUUUACUGCUGGCAUUCUGAGUGUGAUUACGUGACUCCGAGGACAAUGACUGUAAACUCCUGAGAGUAGCAGAGUCUAAAUACAUUCUUACACAAACUGUCAAUCCAGAUAACACAUUUUCCUACCUUGUAACAAAUUCUGUUCACUAAAAUCUCACCUUUACCCUCCAUCGGUGACUCAAGCGGCGC